Messenger RNA from Hibiscus syriacus, 547 nucleotides. Its product is annotated as nuclear pore complex protein NUP85-like. The coding region runs from base 9 to 314 and encodes 101 amino acids. Gene Ontology annotation, molecular function: structural constituent of nuclear pore. NCBI's taxonomy places the organism in Eukaryota, Viridiplantae, Streptophyta, Magnoliopsida, Malvales, Malvaceae. Gene Ontology annotation, cellular component: nuclear pore outer ring. The record is from RefSeq and is a predicted model, not a curated record. The transcript is spliced from 4 exons. Gene Ontology annotation, biological process: positive regulation of DNA-templated transcription; protein import into nucleus; mRNA export from nucleus.
UACAAAUAAUGUUGGGUAAUGCUAAUAGUCUCUGCUCUGCAACAUGCCAUUGGAUAGAAUUGUAUAUUUCUCACUUGUUAUACAUCAGUCCAUUCACAGUGGGGUUAGAAAGCAUGUACAGUCUGGCACAGAAAAACAUUCAAUUGAAACCAAUGGCCUCUGCACAUAAGUUGAUGGGGCUUAUAAUUGAAAUUCUUGGGGAAAAUACUGAGGUUGUUUUAGCAGAAUGCUUGAAAGGAUUUGGUCCUUGGAUGGUUGCCCAUGCCAUAGAGUUGUUGACUGCUGGGACUGACCAUGCAAAAAUGUGUUGUUAACUUUUUUAACGUAAGAUAUAAUGGAUUUUCAUAUAAACUGAUGAUUUAUUUGGAUAUGAAACUAGAGAUCGGGUUUGCAUUGCCAUGGAUGGGGCCUUUUCAAGUGGCAUGCCAAUUGGAGUAAGACCUCAUGAAGCAAAAUAUAUGUGCAAGAAAUGACAGGACGAUACUAGCUCUGCAUCAUUGUUUUCCCAUAUAAACUGGAUUUAUCUCUUUGAAUUUAAGCGCCUCAU